AUGGGUCUCGUUGGCAAUGCUGUCUAUUAUACUUUCCACCCGAUCCAAUUGAGAUCGAUUAUUCAAUGGAAAGUUUGGCAUAACCCCCCGCACGAGCGCAACGCGACGAACGACACCGAAACCCAGAAGGCAUGCUUCAAGUUCUUGGAUCUGACCAGCCGCAGUUUCAGUGCUGUCAUCAAGGAGCUGCACCCGGAGUUACUGUUCCCCGUUUGUGUUUUCUACCUGGUUCUACGCGGUCUGGACACUAUCGAAGAUGAUACCUCCAUCGAUCUCAAGACCAAGGAGCCACUACUGCGCGGAUUCAAGGAUAUUCUGGAGCAGGAUGGUUGGAACUUCACCGGAAAUCGCCCCGAAGAGAAAGAUCGAGAACUGCUGGUUCAGUUCCAGAACGUGAUCGCCGAGUUCAAGAAUAUGAAGCCUGCCUACCAGGUGAUCAUCAAGGAUAUCACAGAUAAGAUGGGUAACGGAAUGGCCGACUACUGCGUCAAGGCUGCGACCGAUGAUGCCAGUGUAAAGACCAUCGAGGAAUACGAUCUGUACUGCCAUUACGUCGCCGGCUUGGUCGGUGAGGGUCUUACUCGCCUGUUUGUCGAGGCGGAUCUCGCCAACCCGGCUCUCCUCAAGCGCCCUAAACUUCACAAGUCUAUGGGCUUGUUCCUGCAGAAGACGAACAUUAUUCGCGACAUCCGAGAGGACUUCGAUGAUGACCGACGGUUCUGGCCCCAGGAGAUCUGGUCUAAGCACGUCGACAAGUUUGAAGAUCUCUUCAAGCCAGAGAACCGGGACGCAGCACUUGCCUGCAAUGCCGAUAUGAUUCUCAACGCCUUGGAACAUGUCGAGGACUGUCUCUUCUACUUGGCUGGCCUGCGCGAGCAAAGUGUGUUCAACUUCUGUGCCAUUCCUCAGGCUAUGGCCAUUGCCACUCUGGAGUUAUGCUUUCGCAAUUACUCAAUCUUUGAACGCAACGUCAAAAUCACCAAGGGUGAUGCUUGUGAACUGAUGGUGCAAUCGACGCAGAAUUUGCAGGUCUUGUGCCAAACUUUCAAACGAUUCUCCCGUCAGAUCCAUAAGCAGAAUACCCCUAAGGACCCCAAUUUCCUGAAGAUCAGCAUUGAAUGUGGCAGGAUCGAAAAGUUCAUCGAGACCAUCUUCCCAACCCAGAAAGCCGAGGACGCCCAGCAACGGGUCAAGGGCGAAUUGACUGUGGAGCAGGCAAAGAAGCGCGAGGAGGAUGCUGAAAACAAGGCUGACAUUUGCUUCAUGAUGGGCCUCAUGGGUGUAAUUAUCCUCUUCGUCGCUGGCACCAUGAUGGCCGUAGCCUGGUGGUUCGGAGCCCGUUUUGAUCUUGCAUGGCAAGAGAUCACAUCAGGGCACUUCCGUCCUCCCCCUCAUGUUGCGGAGAAAGCAUCGCGAGUGGCUGCUGCCGCCGCAGCUGCUACUGCCUCUGCUCGCGAUGAGCUUUGA
Molecule: messenger RNA, 1467 nt
Organism: Penicillium angulare
Lineage: Eukaryota; Fungi; Ascomycota; Eurotiomycetes; Eurotiales; Aspergillaceae
Gene: erg9
Product: bifunctional farnesyl-diphosphate farnesyltransferase/squalene synthase
Exons: 4
Coding region: 1-1467 (488 amino acids)
Biological process (GO): farnesyl diphosphate metabolic process; ergosterol biosynthetic process
Cellular component (GO): endoplasmic reticulum membrane
Molecular function (GO): squalene synthase [NAD(P)H] activity
Source: RefSeq, a predicted model, not a curated record